Messenger RNA from Manihot esculenta (cassava), 902 nucleotides. Its product is annotated as 60S ribosomal protein L17-2. Gene Ontology annotation, biological process: cytoplasmic translation. NCBI's taxonomy places the organism in Eukaryota, Viridiplantae, Streptophyta, Magnoliopsida, Malpighiales, Euphorbiaceae. The transcript is spliced from 7 exons. The record is from RefSeq and is a predicted model, not a curated record. Gene Ontology annotation, molecular function: structural constituent of ribosome. Gene Ontology annotation, cellular component: cytosolic large ribosomal subunit; ribosome. The coding region runs from base 107 to 640 and encodes 177 amino acids.
AUCCAGGCAUUAGGGUUUUGAUCGUUUGUUUCUUAUAAAGGGGAUCGCUAACGCCUCUUCUCUUUCGUUGGAGGAAGCACAUCUUGAACAUCCCUAGGGCAGAAACAUGGUGAAGUACUCCAGAGAGCCUGAAAAUUCCACCAAGUCCUGCAAGGCCAGAGGCUCUGACCUCAGAGUGCACUUCAAGAAUACAAGAGAGACAGCCCAUGCCUUGAGGAAGUUACCUUUGGCAAAGGCCAAGAGGUAUUUGGAAGAUGUUAUGGCUCACAAACAAGCUAUACCUUUCCGACGUUUCUGUCGUGGUGUGGGACGUACUGCUCAGGCGAAGAACAGACACUCAAAUGGGCAAGGAAGGUGGCCUGUUAAAUCCGCCAAGUUCAUACUAGACUUGCUCAAGAAUGCUGAGAGUAAUGCUGAGGUCAAAGGCUUGGAUGUCGAUGCCCUCUUCGUUUCUCACAUCCAAGUGAAUCAGGCACAGAAGCAGAGGCGCCGAACCUACAGGGCUCAUGGAAGAAUUAAUCCUUACAUGUCUAGCCCUUGCCACAUUGAGUUGAUUUUGUCCGAGAAGGAAGAACCGGUCAAGAAGGAGCCUGAGACACAGCUGGCUACCAGCAAGUCUAAGAAGUCCCAAGCCAUAUGAACCGGGCUCUUGAACAAUUUUCCGAUGUUCAUCUUUUUCUUUUUUUUUUUUUUAAAUUUGAGAGAUUUUGGUGGCUCUUCAUAAAUGAGCAGGUUACUUGGUUGAAUUGGACAGCUUGUUCGUCUGUUUUAAUUUCUAGUUAAUUGUUCUGAGAUAUUUCUCUUUUCGUCAUACUAAUAGUUUUCCGUAUUGGGUUAGCUACCUCCAUUUUGUUUUGUUGUUCAAGAAAACGCAAUGAGUAUAAUAUAAUUUAUUUUUACAA